This is a messenger RNA of Aspergillus ruber CBS 135680, 1542 nucleotides long. Its product is annotated as CCCH zinc finger DNA binding protein. The record is from RefSeq and is a predicted model, not a curated record. Gene Ontology annotation, molecular function: metal ion binding. NCBI's taxonomy places the organism in Eukaryota, Fungi, Ascomycota, Eurotiomycetes, Eurotiales, Aspergillaceae. The coding region runs from base 109 to 1401 and encodes 430 amino acids. The transcript has 5 exons.
CGGCGCCAGUCCAUCCGUCUCUCCCUCUUUUUUUGCUUGUUCUAAUUUGAAAGGUCUAUGUACUCUUGAUUAUUGCGUAUGCUUCAAAUUGCUCGUUGAGACGCAACGAUGGUGUACGACAUUGAGAAUAUGAAGAGGCGGUAUGACCAGGCAUGUGCUAUCGAAGAUAGCAAGGACAAGAUUGUCGAGGACCUUUUUUCUCACAUUGAAACCCUUUACUGCGAAAUGCGAAAACAGAGAGAUGAUAUCGACGAUAAAAAGAGACUUAUUGCGUCAUUCAAGGCAGAGAACAAGAAGUACGAAAAUGAUAUUGACAAUAUGUGCCAUGACCAGGCUAAAUUGAGCUUCGUUACUGUGUUAGUUGAUGGAGAUGGCAUGAACUUUCCUGAGAAAUUCAUACAAGGUGGCCACAAUGGUGGCCACGAGGCUGCGCGGCUUCUCAUCCAAGCUGUUGAAGCCCAUAUUCAAAAGAUUGAUCUCAAAGCAAGCCCAACUACCCGGUGUAGGAUCCUUGUGUAUGCCAACGUGGAAGGCCUGGCGAAGGCUUAUCGUGACGCAAACGUGCUUCGUGCCGAUGAGACCUUGACGUCGUUCAUUCAAGGUUUCAAUAAGGAGGACGCAAUGUGCGACUUUACGGAUGCAGGAAAAGGAAAAGAAUGCACAGAUUUCAAAUUACGAGCGCAUUUCGAGCAGGAUAUUUUGAACGUUCACUGCCAACGGAUCAUCUUCUGUGCUUCGGCUGACAAUGGUUACGCUCGUGUUCUCGGUCCACACCGAGGGUCGGAACGGAUCUCACUGGUUAGGGGACCACCAUUUGCCAGUGAGAUGAAGGAAUUAGCGGAGAGUUUUGUAUCUACUUCAUUUGAAGAAGUAUUCAUGUCGGCCAAACUGAGGACAGCCAGGAAAGUGUCUCCCUGUUCCACAAAUACAGUCAUCACACCUCCAAGAACACCCACCCCAAACUAUGCAUCAGCAGCCAAAGCAGCGCCUCUACUACAACCAUCACCAACGGUAGUUCCUGCUGCAAUGGGACCGACAAAACCAGGUUUAUCAAUAUGUGUAAACGCCAGAGGCCAGCGGGUUGACCGUCACGUGCGAUACUCUUCCAGGGACAACGUCGACGAGCUGAAAGGCAGAAAAUUAUGCAACCGGUUUCAUCUCGUUGGGUCAUGCACUUAUGGUGAUGACUGUACGCACAAACAUGGCCCAUCACUCAGUCCUCGCGAGCUAACUGAUCUGACACAUAUUGCGAGACUAUCUAUUUGCCCGAAUGGCCUCUUUUGUAGGGAAGUGAAUUGCACCUGCGGGCACCGCUGCCCGCGGGAGAAUUGCUCAGGUUAUGGCUGCAGGUUCCCUGACAGCAUGCACGGUGUUGAUACAAAUAUUGUUAGCAUGAUUUAAUUGCUAUCUGGUCAUUCAUUUCUUGCACAUUUGUAUUUAGUUGAUAUUUGAUAGCCUUGAUGCUGCCCUCAUUGUUCGUGGAAUACUUCAUUUCAUCAAUAACGUAUGUUAGGAUCAGAUGGCAUCGGGAAGGAUGGCGAC